Messenger RNA from Amyelois transitella, 1314 nucleotides. RefSeq lists its product as uncharacterized. The record is from RefSeq and is a predicted model, not a curated record. The transcript is spliced from 6 exons. NCBI's taxonomy places the organism in Eukaryota, Metazoa, Arthropoda, Insecta, Lepidoptera, Pyralidae. The coding region runs from base 89 to 1087 and encodes 332 amino acids.
AUUAAAAUUCGAAUUGUCAAAGGAGUGAUCAGUGAGAAAAAUGGAAAGCCAUUUGACAAAGUUAGCAAUCUGAAAUUUGUUGUUAAAUAUGUCAUACUCGAAGAACACACAUAAAAUAGCAGAUCAUAGCAAGACAGACGCGCAAAUAUCGAGCAGGAAUGAAGAAGAAGGAGAGGUAAUUAGUUGUAACCCGACGGAGAGUCGUACAUACGCUGUAACGGUUUCAAAGAAACCAUCGCCUUCGAGCGCAGACGAAGCCACGUUGUGUUCCGGACAAAAAUCUUUUAUCAGCAUACAUUCCACCGACCAACUAUGCCAAGUGGCCGAUGCAGACAACCCUUCAAUGUUGGAAGAAUGUAAUGUGGAGGUUCUCAGCCUAAAUGAGGUGUUUCCGUCGACGUCUGAAGAGAGCCUGUCGAAUGACGAAGAUAUCACAAUGAAGCGGAGGCAGAAAUCUAACAAGAAAUCGCCGACACGACGGGCAAAUGAACACUUGGCCAAAACAGCGUACGUGCCAAGCAACAGCAAGUCCUCGACCGUGUCUGGUCGAUUCACGGACUCUUCAGAAGGCCAGAGGUCCGACUUCGACAUAUCUAAAAGCACGCUGUAUGUCGUCGGCAGCAACCCUGGGGAACCCAAGAUAUCGUACCAAGAUCCUCCGAAGAAAAUAUCCAAAACGAUGAAGAAAUUACUUCGGAACAUAGACAAGCACAAGAGCGAGAUGAGCAAGGUGGGAGAGAAGGCGAUCAGCAAGCUGACGACGAUGCGGGGCAUCUUGAAAGACGGUAGAUGCGUGCCCGAGUGCACCGGGGACUCGACUGCGCAGGGCCAUGAGGAAUACACUGAUCAAGACCUAACAUUUCCCUUCCAAACGGAUUUUUGUACUUACUCGGCGUACACGAAGCAGAAUCCAGAUAAAAACGUAACUUUCAACACACAAGUCGUUAUCAUCCAUUUCCGAGGCGACAACUGCAUUGGCCAGAGCGUGGAAGCCCUUAGCAAAGAAAAGGACCAACAAGCAAGAAAUUCCGAACUCAGAAAAACUUUCCUCACGAAAUACAACGAGUUUUGGCCCACACAGAAAUAAUUUUAAGUCUAGCGUUAAUUCACAAUUGUCUUAGUCGUUAUGAACCAGUAAUAAGUUUGGAUUAUAAUAAUUUAUUGUGAUUUAUACUUAUUUAUUUAGAUAACAAUGUACAGUGUUUAAAUUAUGGAAGUUGCGUUUUUGUCUUGUGGCGUUUUUCAUUACAGUAAUUUUUAUUUUAAUGGCUUAUGUAAAUAUCAAAGCGUAUUUCUUUCUUCCUUACCUCAGUA